GGCGAGCGGUGCCGGCUGUCGGAGUCCUCCGCGCUUCAGUGUCUGGGAAACUUGAGUCGCUUGCCGCGGAGCAUCUGUGCCGUGCCCCGAGGGGCGCUCCGGCGGAGGAAGGUGGCCCCGCGGACAGCGGCAGGAUGGCACGGACUCUGAGACCCGACGACAUCAACCCCCGGACGGGGCUGGUGGUGGCUCUGGUCAGCGUCUUCCUGGUGUUCGGCUUCAUGUUCACCGUGUCCGGCAUCAAGGGAGAGACCCUGGGAGAUAUCCCGCUGCUGGCCAUCGGGCCGGCCAUCUGUCUGCCGGGCAUCGCCGCUAUUGCCCUCACCAGAAAGACCGACGGCUGCACCAAAUGGCCCGAGAACAUGCGUCCGUGCUGUAAGCGAGUGAAGGACCGAGAUGUCAUGGAGCUGCUAAGGACCCCCUCAGACCUGGAGUCUGGCAAGGGGAGUUGUGACGAACUGGCCAAGAAAGCAUACCAGAAGGACAGGAGAGUGCUGCGGGGUGAGGAGAAUUCCGUAUUCGUCUGCACCACCACCGCUGCCACCAUGGGAGAGUGCAACAGCCUCACCAAAAAAGUGGAACAGGAGGACAUGCUGAAAUACCUGGAGACCUCUUACCCACAGAUACCGGGGAGUGUGUGCAUGGGAGAUAGCUCCAUGUACAGUGCCUUGGAGAAGAAGAGCUCUUCUCCCAGCAGGGACAGCACUGCUUGCCCUGACAUUGAAGACAACAUUUUUGUGGCACCUAAGGACAGUAUCAUUGUCUGUUCUUACAAGGAUAACAGCCCUUAUGACAGAUACUGUUGUUACAUAAACCCUACUGGAAUCAACUCAGACCAGGAGAGCAUAGUGUGAAACAUGCAAACUUUAUAUAUAUGUGUGUAUACAAAAACUGCAACUUCAACUUCUUGAUAGGGGAUAAUAUAGCUGACUGCACUGCAUGGGACAAUCCUGAUACUAUUUCAAUUUAACCUGGUAUGUGACUGAUACUUAAACCUUUUGUGCCUGAAAUACUGUUUCUCCUGUAGGCACACUGGCAGGAGGGCAGUGGCUGUCAGCUGAGAUCAAGAGCUGAAUCAGACUCAAGCUGUCUGUGGGAAAGAAUGUGGUGCUCUGUGGCUGAAUGAAUCUUUGAAGUACUGUCACUUCAUUUUGGGAGGGAUUGAGAGAUGUCAACAUGCACUUCAGUAGAUGGCUGAUGUUAGGAAGUGUAGAAGUGAUUUGUCCCCCUUCUUCUCCCUGGCAGGAUUUUAUUUUCCUCUGCAUCAAGAAAUCAAUGUGCUGACCCUGUGGGCUCUUCUGAAAGUCUCCUAGGAACCAGAUAGACUCAGAGGACUGUUCAAAGGCUAAUCCAUCAUCCAUAACAUGCAACAUAGAUGUGUUAGCUUAAUUCUUCACUGGUCUUGCCUUCACUGGAAUGUUUCUAACACUUUUGGAUUUCAUAUGCAUACUUGACAAGGAGAUUACAACAUGAUCAUGACACAGUUCUUGCACAGACUAGAAGCAGAUGUCAGUGGACUCAGGCCUUUAAAAUGUAUUUCAGUACCUCAAAAGUUGCUUAGGGAAUAGACUUCUGUGGGUUGUGUGCAGAGCAGGAUCUUACCCUUCUGAAAAUGCCAUUUUCUUGUGCCUUUUCUAAAAUGCCAGAUGUUUCUGUAUCGGUGAUGCAUGGUUACAAUCCACUCAGAGAUCUCAAAGCCAUGCUUUGCUGGGGGGAGGAAAGAGGGGACCUGACUGACAUGUUUUUGUUCACAGCUUAUGGAUACGUAUCAGGAAAAUACGAAGCAAGUAAUGAGGAUUAACUGUUCAAAAUCUGAGCCUGCAGUUAACAUGCAGAAACACAAAUCCCAGCUAUUCUGUCUAACAGUAAAUUGCAUUUUCCAUGCUGUGUAUAAAAAUCUUAACUGGCCUCUACUAACUCGGUAUCAGAGGUGUGGUAUGUACAUGCUAAGCAACUACUCUAAGGGUUAAGGUCUUUGGUUGCUAAAGCAUAGAGUUAGCAUCUCACAAAGCCCCAGUUUCUAUAACUAAACUCUCACAACUCCAAAAAGUUCCUGUGUGAUGCAAGUCUUACCAACUAGUUUUACUAAGCUGGUUUUUGUCAACCAUAAGUUGUACCAGAUAAAUAUUUUGAAUUAUCAGAAUAGGAAACAAGAAAAUCAGGGCUUCUUUAGUAGCAACCUGAGGUAUUCUGUAGAAGGGGGAAAAGAAUUUUGCACUGAAAUGAGCCUUUCCAUGCCCAUGGAAUUGUCUGGAUGGUGAAUGUAAAUUUUAUGCAUACACUUGUGUGUUUGUUUUUUUUGUUUAGAAACUGACUUCAAAUAGUAACAGUCAGCCAGUCUCAGAAAGGUUUCCAGAAGGAGAAAACAAAUUUUUUUACAUUAGUUUUUUUACAUAGUUUUAUUUCUUUCAGUCCAAAUAAGUGUGGCUUUGGCAUCAGGAUACUAUUAGGCUAAAUUCAAGAAACACUAGCUAGUUUGAGUCAGGUAAAGCCUCUCAAUAGGGUGGUUACAAGCAGCUUUGCUGCUCAGGCAUGCAGCAAAAGUACUGUGGUAAUAAAUAAACACUUGCAUUCUUGUACAGCCCAAGUUUUAUUCACUGAGCAAAGGAAUUCCACAAGACAGACCCUCUCUCUGACAUGUUCAGCCCCCACUUCCACAUAAAAGCAGUCUGUUGCCAGCAGCUCACCUCCUGCAAGCUUAGUCACUGCAGGACCUUAAUCUACAAUGUGCAGAGGAGGUCUUUGAUGGCACUGGGAAAUCCUACUUCACAACCUCUGAAACCAACAGCUAAAUACUGCUGAUGAACAUAAUGAGGAAUAGAAUCUUUUGCUUUCUGUUUCCAGGCAAAGCAGGUGAGGGUCUCUAGUGUGUGCCCAUGUGUGCUCAGCAUCCCUGAAGAUCAGACCCACCAUGAAAAAACAGGCUACUGGGUAGCUGUGUGCUGCCUUUGACAGGGUUGUGAGCAACCACUUGCAUAAGAGAGCAAAGCAUCAGCCUGCUGGGAACCUAGAUUUGUACAGUUCUGCAUAUAUAUAUAUAUAUACACAUAUAUAUGUAUAUGUAUGUAUGGGAAGGGGUCAAGUUUUUCAUUUUUUUUGUAGCAAUACAUAUUCUCUGUCAAAAGUUUUAUGGGGUUUUUCAAGACAAAACAGCAAACUGUAGUGGCAAAUAGAAUGGUAAAUAUCUAACUUGACAUACAGACAUGCAGAUCUGAGUCACAGGCAUUAUUCCAUUCUCAGUGUAAAAACUAGAGAAUGUUUGUGUUAAAGCAAAGUGAAAUGGGAGUGAAAACAUCCCACAAAAUAUAAAGAUUAUUUAAAAAAUGGUUAAAAUGUGGUAUUUACAGGCAACUUCCUCCCUCUAAUUUGUUUUGCUGAGGUAAGAUUUCUUAACAAACUACAACUUUAGGCAAUAUUUCUAGGCUAAUCCACCGUAAUCCACUAAAGUUGUUUAUUGAACAUGUGCAAAUUUGAAGUUAAAGAAAUAUAUUAGUAUGGCCUCUGAAAUCUCAAUCUUUAAAUUUUUUUCCUUUCUUUUCUGCUAGUUAAGCAGAGAAUGAAAUGGAAAUGGAUUAAUUUGGCCAUUUUAAAAAUAAGAGUUUGUUCAUUUGUUUGUUGGUUUUUUAAAUGAAGUGACCUUUUUCAUACACCCUAGUUUUGCCAGUAGAAAUCUACUGCUUAUCUGAUCGAAGAUAGCAUGACAGAAGCUUCAAGGUUUUUAUGCAGAUAAUGUGCCCAGGCCAGAGAGCUACUGGGACUUUAUUUUUGUUCAGCUCAUGUAGUCUCUUCUGAUGGCCACUAGAACUUGUAGUACCAGUGAUGAUCUUAGAACAAGAAGGAAUAGUCAUGUUGCUUUUCAGAGGCAGCUGUCUGAAUUUGGCUUCAGGAUACACAGUUUGGGUUGUGAUUCUAAGCCACGACCAGAGAUGAGAGGUUCUUUCAGUUCUUACUGGUUUGAAAAACCUCUGGGUCAAAAUCCCACUUCUCAGUGUUAUCUUCCAAAGAAUGCAUGCAGCUGUAGGGGAGCUCUGCUUCUGGGAUAAACGUCAGUUUCCACAUACUGCUUGGUCCUAAAAUGUGGGUGGCAGGUUGAAUAUAGCGUUUGAAGUAAAACAGUGAUUUGGACAUUCAUAGAAGGUUCCUAAGAUAUAUAAAAAUUAUUUUGGGAAUAGCAUUUGUCAUAGUGUUGUAGUAGAGUUUAUCUCCUUUUAAGACAAAAUGUGAUACAAAGUUCAACCGUACACAGGCAAAUUUUAUGUUACUUUUUUUAAAUUUCUGUUGUCACAAAUAGCAUUUUUACAAUCAUACAAGCUGAUCAUUGCAAAGUCUUUGACAGACACUUGGAAGUUUUAGUCAGUGUGCAAUUUGUCCUCCUGAGCACUAAACAGUAGCUGGUCCUUUCAGCCAGGAAUGGAACAAGCAGGAGGUGAGCAUGCUCAGAGUAUGUGUCUCUCAGGACUGGUAUUGAGUUCCUGAUCCUCAUUCUGAAGAGAUGUCCUGCUCUUCCACAGGCAGUUCCUCCCCGUCCGAUCCAACCUCUCUGCAGUCCUGACUCCAGUAACUAUUUACUGUGUUGUAAUUAGCAGAGUAACAGCUACUACAACCCCGUCUCAACAUUUCUGCUUCUACAUACCACACUGUUCACAGAAUGAGCUCGAGCUUUUGGGCAGGGUAGUAGAAUUUGACACUACGUCAUCCAUUCGAUGAUCCAACUAAACUGUCCAUUCUUGCAGCACAAGUUUGGGAUUUUGUGGUGAGUUAGAGAUGGGUGACUGUCAGGCCACCAAGACAACCUGAUUUUCAUUUGCAUAUAGGAACUGAUCUAUUUAUUUGCAGAGCGCAAUCGACACACAGAAUCUUGAGUCUCAACACAUUGCCAGCAAAGCCGUAUUGCUCGAGAAUAUAGUUCUGACAUGAAGAUUUUUGAGUCCUGAAAGGUUUCUGUCUAAGUUUCUAACAAUAAUUUUAUUAAAACUUGUAGAGGAGUUUCCUAAUAUGUAGACUAGAAGUGUUUUCUUGCCAGAUUCCUAACACACAGCGUGGGGCAUCAGCUGCAGAGCAACUCGUGCUGAGCCCAUUUAUACUCUGCAGCCAGCCUGGACAUGCAAUCCCUACUGGGACUACUCUCAGAGAGUUUUUAACUUCUCUGGUGGUAUCUGCCCUUUUAUGUCGGGAUACAACACAGAGAGUGGAUCUAGAAGUGACUUUUGCUGCUCUCUGGCAAACUUUCAUCAAUAAGCAUUACUGUUAAUUUAUCAGUCCCGUCAGCCUUAGAAUUCCAGACUCUCUAUGUCUUUACCAGACAAAGAGAUUCAACUUUCAUUGGUGUUUAAAUCAUGGCUUAUUUUCUGUUCAGAACAGUUGCAUGAAUUAGCCUUGAGUCAGAUACACACGAGUGUUUAUGCUUAAUGUUUUUUCUUGCUGCACCAUGGAUGGCUGCAUUUAUAUUAUACAUUUGUUUGCAAGAGCAGGUCACAGAAUGCAAAAUGUAUCCAUAUAUUAAUUUGAGAUCUCCUCAAAGGUGUCUUUCUAAUAGCUCACCUAACUUUUCUGCUUCAAGCCUGUUGUUGCAAUUUAUAAUUCCUUCCAUCCUUGAGGAGGAGAGAGCAACUCUUCUAAGAGCAACUCUGUUGCAGUUCUUUAAGAACACACAGUUCUUCCAACGGAGUUAAAGUGUCCCAAGUCUUUGCUUCAAUACAGCCCCUGUGAAAUCCUGGCAAUUGAAAACUGAUAUUUACCAGUGCUUUGCAUUCAGUAUUUCCCCAAACCAUUGGUAAAAGCCUUGAACCUUUGGUCAAUUCGGAAAGAUUUAGUUCUAGUAUUUUUUCAGCUUCAAGUGUCAUUACUUAGGAAGUGAAAAAGCAUUAAACACUUUGAAAAUCUGGGUCUGUACUUUGUUCUAGUGAGAGCAUAACAGAAAAAGAGGUAUCAUUCAUGACAGCAAAAGAGACCAAAUUUGUCAAAUUAACUGUGUUAAAUAUUGGUCACAGAGGCAAUAUGUUCAGUGCAUUCUUCCAUAUGUGUAUUUUCUCUUUGGUAGCUUUCCCUGAACAUGCUCCUUAGGUAGGGACAGUGUUUUUCUGCCUGAAGGCAGGACACAAGAGCUGCAGAAAAAAAGUAGAUGUAGUAGAGAUCUGACGCCAGGAAUGUUGAUUCGUUUUCAGAUCUCCUCAAAACACUUAUUUGCACACCACUGUAUUUUACCAUGAAAUGCAGUAACAAUCAUCAGUUUUCAUGUACAUAAAGAUGCUACUACAUUAGCUUCGUAUUUGGCACUCACUGGCAGGAAGUAACUAUUUUAUUGCUGUUGAAAUCCAAGGCAAAAUUCACAAAGGUGUAAUAGUAAAAAUUUGAUGUGGAGCUUCAGGGUCAAACUUAAUGCCGUAUGGAAACUGUUGAAUUCCGUUUUUUUUUAAUUUAGUUCCACAAAGGAUGCAUAUUCACUUAAGACAUAGUGCAGUGGAAGGGUGAGGUACAACUAGAGAAGAUGGGCUAGUUUGUUCACCGUCUGAACCAGGGGACUGUGUUUAAUGUGCUGUGGAGCACUAAAUAACAUCAGACAGACACGUGAAUGCUUUUUAGACGGUUCCCUCACAAGUUCUACAAUACCCACCCUCUCACAUUUCAAACUUGUUGUUUUAUGUCUCUGCAUCAGAAAGUUCAUUUAAGCAAAUUUUAAAUUAGAAAGGAAAUUUUCCUGUCUUAUCUUUGGAGAGAACGUUUUAUUGCAAGUUAUUUCAUCUUUAAAUUCCAAUUUAGAAUGUAAAAAAUGUGUAAUCUAAUAUUUUAUACUUACUGGCAUGAAGUAGGGAAAAAUUCAGAGAGGAAUGAGGAGGACAGGGAGCUCAUUAACUGAAAAGCAGAUGGUAGUCAGCUGGAGAAUAGUCAGAAUAGUGUUGCAUAGCCUUGUCUUUUUACUGGUCUGAAAGGACAGCCCCAGAAAGACACUCUUAAAAAAACCAAAGAUUCUCAUUAUUAAGGUCAAUUCAGAUGGAAGGGCUAUUAGUAAUUUUUAAGUGUCUAAGUGGGGUGGGAGAGAUGUUCUACAUACUGGGGAAUCUCAUACUAAUCAGACAUAGUUCUUCAAGAGACCUUACAACCUUCGACUGGACAGUCAGGCUCAACAAUCAUACUAUGCCCCUGCACUGUUUGCAUAGAACACCUGGUUUUAUUUCACUUUUAUUUGAAUAAAUUCAUGUCUUUGGUUUGACUAAUCAGCUGUACGAAGAAGCAGAUAACUUUUCUGUUUACAAAAAAAACCCUUGGAACUGGAGACCCCCUGCACAUAUCAAUAACAAGCUAAAUAAAAGAUGUUUGCUACCUAAUCUAGGGGAUAAAGAAUAACUUCUUGGUGGCAAAAAAAAAAAGUCUUUUUCCAAUGCCAAUGGUUUGAAAGGAAUCUAGAAGUUUUACACUUGGAAAAACAUUAAUGAUUUUUUCUUUUUACUUGUUGUAAUUUUUAAAAUAUUGUAAUUAUUCAGUCUGUUCUUCAGUAUUCAAGUUGAAAUAAGAUAGUGAAAGU
Molecule: messenger RNA, 7522 nt
Organism: Myiozetetes cayanensis
Lineage: Eukaryota; Metazoa; Chordata; Aves; Passeriformes; Tyrannidae
Gene: TMEM215
Product: transmembrane protein 215
Exons: 2
Coding region: 135-854 (239 amino acids)
Source: RefSeq, a predicted model, not a curated record